GAUUGAAGUGCGCUUCCCUAAUCUCUGUACAAUGAAAACUGCAGUAUUACUUUGGUGUCUUCAAGUCAUUGCUGUGACGUUCGAAUAUGAAUUGAAAUGUCCAGCGCCAGGACAUUGGCGUCUCCGAGCAAGGAAGUUUUAUUGUGGUCAAAGUUAUGUGUGUUUAUUGCGUUCACCUGAGAAUUCGUAUCGUGAGACCUGUGAUGGACUGGAUUAUAGCAGCACAGGUAGCAAACUUAUAUUCGAACCAUAUUUCAAUAAAGCUGGAUGCAGAUACUCUCGGUAUCAGCCUUUCCCAUUUUCAACUGAUGGUAACAAUAAAUGUGUGUAUCAAAAGUCAUUUUGUAAUGAAGAGGGUCAAAUCAUCCACCGUGAAGGAAGUAUGAUAAAUGAUACAACAUGUGGAUGCGACCCUUCACAAGGGUACAUAUUUGUUACUACGCCAAAACACAACUGCUAUUGUACACCCUCAGAGGAAGACUGUUCAUGUCACAAGCUCAUUUGUGGUGAUGAAGCUAACCCGUGUCCCUAUAUUGGUACUGCUGUUCGGAAUGAGUCAUGUCCAGAAAUUAUCGUCAGACCGUCACAAACAAAAAACUUGUCCUCUCCAUUAGAAAACAGAUUUAAAGAUGUCAUAAAUGAUUAUAACGAAGAGGAAAAGACCAAGUUGAACAGAGUUGACAAAUCAAUGUAG
Mytilus trossulus (common blue mussel) is the source of this 694-nucleotide messenger RNA. RefSeq lists its product as uncharacterized. NCBI's taxonomy places the organism in Eukaryota, Metazoa, Mollusca, Bivalvia, Mytilida, Mytilidae. The record is from RefSeq and is a predicted model, not a curated record. The coding region runs from base 32 to 694 and encodes 220 amino acids. The transcript has 6 exons.